AUGCCAUUCUUUCGUAAAAGUCAAUCUGCAGAUCUCAAUAUUCCCAAAUCUGCGACCCAAGAGUCUCAACGGCCAUCUUCUGAUGAUUAUGGUUCUAACAGGAGUGCUACUUCUAGUGGCCAUAGUCAUGGACCACUGACUAGAGACAGUCAAGAUUGCCAUGAUCGACGAGAGCGAGACCUGGCUGCUAGAUUAGCUGUUGGUAAGAGGCCAAAGUUAGUUUUUAGUACGCAAUUAGCUCAUGGUAGUGGUAUUGGCAAGGUAGAAGGAUUUACAAGCGUUCGGGAGUUGUACAACAAAAUUGCUGCUUCUCAUGGAAUUGACCGCAAAGAUAUUCUAUAUUGUACGCUCAAUACUGCUAAAGUUGACAUGGAAUCCCUAUUAGGAGGACAAAUUGGCUUGGAAGAUACGAUUUAUGUUCAUGUAAAAGGUAAUUACAAGCGUAUCUCUUUUCUGAAAGCGUCCCCUGCUAUUGGAUUAACUAUAACCGACAAUGGUGAUGGCAUGGCAUUCAUUAAGAAAAUUAAAGAGGGAAGCCUAGCUCAUGCUGCUGGCAGUAUUUCACCUGGUGAUCAUAUUCAACGCAUUAAUGGCGAAAGUAUGAUCGGAAAAAGGCAUUAUGAUGUCGCAAGGUGUUUAAAGGAUUUACAUAUUGGUCUGGAAUUUACAUUAGAACUAAUAGAACCAAAGCGUGGUUUAGGUGCUGUUGCUCCUCGCGGUAGUUCAGGGGCUGGUCAAAGUGCUAAGAAUGUCACUAGUGGUAAGGCUACGCUAAGAUUAAAAGCGCAAGGUCCUCCUGUAGUAGAACAUGUAAUAGAAGAAAACUCAUGGGAAACUGUAGCAAUUAUAAAAAUUGACGAUAUCUUGGAAGAAUUUAUGGGUAUUCGGGAUCAACAACUAGCUGAUACUAUUGUAAUGCUUGGGAAAGAUAAAACCAAUCCAUCUGAAUUUGCUACAGCCUUAGAUGAAGAUAUCUAUUUAAAGAUGUUCGAUUUCCCAGAUCAUAUUAUCUUUGAUAUGUGGGCAGCACUUGGAGAUGCCAAAAGUGGCCGAUUAAAGUCAAAUCGAAAUCAUUAA
Molecule: messenger RNA, 1077 nt
Organism: Trichoplax adhaerens
Lineage: Eukaryota; Metazoa; Placozoa; Uniplacotomia; Trichoplacea; Trichoplacidae
Exons: 5
Coding region: 1-1077 (358 amino acids)
Molecular function (GO): protein binding
Source: RefSeq, a predicted model, not a curated record